This is a messenger RNA of Lactuca saligna, 453 nucleotides long. The record is from the annotation of a GenBank genome assembly. Lineage: Eukaryota; Viridiplantae; Streptophyta; Magnoliopsida; Asterales; Asteraceae.
AUGAAGCAGCAAAACCAUCACCGCCAUUGUUAUGCGCCUCCCUGCUCCUGCAAUCGGACCGCCACCUCUUUACGAAACCCUAGUGUCGAGGAAGAAGGAUUCUACAUCAACGACGAAGAAGAAGAAUCAUUGUUGAAAACCCUAGCUCAUCACUUUCAUAGAUCUUAUAUCGUCGGAGAAGAAGGGUUAUCUGACAGCACUAAAUCUAUUCAAUAUAUGUUCGAUCUUCGUCUCCAAAUGUAUAUAGAGAAUGGUGGUGUGGGAACCAGAUCCGAUUCCAGAUUCAGAGGAGGAGUUCCUCAGUCGUCACCUCCACUGGUGGUGGUUUGGGUUCUUCAAAUGCCAUGUCAAUUUCCGGCACACCUCCCUCAAAACUUUGACCAUUCGUCGAUAAAGAGUGUGGAUUUCAAACUUCGACCAUUCGUCGAUAAAGAGUGUCGAUUUCAGCUGUGA